CUAACGUGUAUGAUGAUGAUGAUGAUGAUGAUGAUGAUGAUGAUGAUGAUGAUGAUGAUGAUGAUGAUGAUGAUGAUGAUGAUGAUGAUGAUGAUGAUGAUGAUGAUGAUGAUGAUGAUGAUGAUGAUGAUGAUGAUGAUGAUGAUGAUGAUGAUGAUGAUGAUGAUGAUGAUGAUGAUGAUGAUGAUGAUGAUGAUGAUGAUGAUGAUGAUGAUGAUGAUGAUGAUGAUGAUGAUGAUGAUGAUGAUGAUGAUGAUGAUGAUGAUGAUGAUGAUGAUGAUGAUGAUGAUGAUGAUGAUGAUGAUGAUGAUGAUGAUGAUGAUGAUGAUGAUGAUGAUGAUGAUGAUGAUGAUGAUGAUGAUGAUGAUGAUGAUGAGGAUGAGGAUGAGGAUGAGGAUGAGGAUGAUGAUGAUGAUGAUGAUGAUGAUGAUGAUGAUGAUGAUGAUGAUGAUGAUGAUGAUGAUGAUGAUGAUGAUGAUGAUGACGAUGAUGAUGAUGAUGAUGAUGAUGAUGAUGAUGAUGAUGCUGAUGAUGAUGAUGAUGAUGAUGAUGAUGAUGAUGAUGAUGAUGAUGAUGAUGAUGAUGAUGAGGAUGAGGAUGAUGAUGAUGAUGAUGAUGAUGAUGAUGAUGAUGAUGAUGAUGAUGAUGAUGAUGACGAUGAUGAUGAUGAUGAUGAUGAUGAUGAUGAUGAUGAUGAUGAUGAUGAUGAUGAUGAUGAUGAUGAUGAUGAUGAUGAUGAUGAUGAUGAUGAUGAUGAUGAUGAUGAUGAUGAUGACUCUGCUUGA
Molecule: messenger RNA, 785 nt
Organism: Dicrocoelium dendriticum
Lineage: Eukaryota; Metazoa; Platyhelminthes; Trematoda; Plagiorchiida; Dicrocoeliidae
Source: the annotation of a GenBank genome assembly